Mytilus californianus (California mussel) is the source of this 1779-nucleotide messenger RNA. RefSeq lists its product as uncharacterized. The transcript has a single exon. Lineage: Eukaryota; Metazoa; Mollusca; Bivalvia; Mytilida; Mytilidae. The record is from RefSeq and is a predicted model, not a curated record. Bases 1 to 1650 code for a protein of 549 amino acids.
AUGGAGACUGAUUCUGAUUAUCCUGGGUUUAGUAGACUCAGGUUGAUAGCAGAAGAUGAGGAAAAUAUCUAUAUACCAUCUGAAUGUUUUGAAAGUACACCAGAAGGUGUAUAUGUAUCAGUAAAUGGUUUUAUUGAUUGGAUUAAGGCAUGGCAAUUGCAACAGCUAUAUAGACACGGCCCGUGUCUAUCAGACAAGGAUCAGCAAAUAGAUUUGGCUUUUUGUUUGAAAAGUAAAUAUUUCCCAUAUCAAGCAAUUCCAUGGACAAUCCGUCACAGAUACCAAUGGCCACCGGAUAAUGUAGUUGACAGGAUUGCAAACUACGGAUGUUUGAUAGUACCUAUAGGACCAAGGACUCUUUCAGAUAGUCACUUGUUAUGGAGAAUAUCUUUUUCUGUGGCAGAAAAGCAACUUGUUCAUUCGUUUAAUUUUACUCAACUCUUAUGUUAUGGUCUUCUAAAACUAACAUUAAAGAGUAUCAUUAACACAAACGAUGAUGUCAAAGAUUUACUGUGCUCUUACUUUCUGAAGACGGCUUUAUUUUGGGUCUCAGAGGAAGUGGAUAUUAACACAUUUCAAUUAUCUCAUCUUUUUAUUUGUUUUACUCACUGCAUUAAAAAAUUAAUAGUAUGGGUAAACAACUGUUACUGUCCAAACUAUUUUAUACCCGAGCACAACAUGUUCCUAGGAAAGAUCACCCCGGAUAAUAAUGAAACACUACUACAUGUACUGGAUAGCAUAUUAUUCUAUGGAAUUGAUGGAUUGAUAGAUAAUUUAUUUCCACUUGGAAGUACAAAUAGUGAUAUUUCGUUCAUUAGGUUAGACUUCCUUUUUUACAAGAUUUCUGUGUUAGCGAAGAAAAGAGACAUUUCAAAUUGGUACAAAUUACUUAAGAUUACUGAAUUUUUAAUAAAGUCAGAGUCGUCUGCAUUUAUCAUCGAUGUUUGUAAAUACCAUUUUGCUAAAAUAAGUCAAUUUGUAGCACAACUACUUCUACCACAAACCACAAAUAGUGAAAAGUACUAUUUACACAAAUGUCAUCAUCGACAUUUACAAGAUGGAAUUAAGUCAGAUGCAGUGUCGGGUUGGUUGCUAUACGCAUCCUUUUAUUAUGUCACUGGACAGUACAAGGUGACACUUAGAAUAACGGAUUAUGUUUUAUCAAGAAGUACACCUGAUAUGGUAUAUAUAACUUGUUCUCACUAUGAUGAAAACGAUAUAAAAAAUUACCGACAAAAUGUACAUAAAUCACUAAACUUGAAUGCCAAGAUAAAGAUGGCCACGGUAGACCGUACUGUGUACAUGCACAAUUCAAAACUAAUACCAGAAGAACUACAAUUGGAAGUUGAAAAAGAUGGGAUAAGUGUAUCCCCUGUUAUUAUGUCUCGCUUUCUUAGACUUUUAUGUUAUCAUCAUUUAGGUGAUAUAUUAAAAAGACAACAGGCACUACGUGAUUUAUAUUUGACCGUAGAAAAUUGCCCUUUAACAAAAUUGGAAGAAAUAUCUCAUUCAAUAACAAUACUUGGAGUGGGUUAUGAGGUUUCAGGUGACAAGUACACAGCUUAUCAAUGUUAUGAUGAAGCUUUGCAAUGUGAUGAUUCAAUAUGUCUUUCAGCACAAACAAGGAAAUCAAAACUUUUUGAGGUUUAGUAUAAGCUUAGUCGUUGUCGAGAAGGUCUUAUAGAACCUCGCCACUUAAGGUCUGUUGUUUUCCUAUUUACUUUAGUACAAUAUGAUAAAGCCAAUUCAUUUCCUACUAGAUUUUUGGUACGUACUAUG